AUGGCCUCUGCUACCUACGAAACCGCUCCUGCAAACAAUCUGCCAGGAGAGCCCGUCAAGACCACUGGAAGUGACCACCAGCAUGUCACACUCGCAAUGAACUUUGCUUGGCGCAAGUUCAAGUCCAGCAUUUCGGAUACCCGUAGCCCAGACAAGCCUCUCUACAUCAUCAGCUAUAAGAUCUUCCCGAAACUCAAGUUCAUUUUCCGCAAAGCAAGCCGCGAUGAUGGCUCCGACGGCAACACUGAAGAUGACGGCAAGUCCGACGACGAUGUCGUCGGCACCGGUAUGGUGAACAAUAUCAGCAUCGACUCCAGCUACACCUGCCAUGGACGCAAGGAUCAGCUCGUGGCACAGCGCCGGUUCCACACUUCGUACACUCAUCGCUCUGCAGCCCUUGCCGAGAAUGGCAAGCCAAAAGUCGUCACCUGGUCCGGGGACUGUGGUCUCACCAAGUGGGACUUCGUUUGUGUCGAUGAGAACCAGGUUCCCCUGGCUAAAUUCACCGCCAACCUGUGGGGUCUGAAGAAGAUCGGCAAGGUCGAGUUGAUGGGCCCCCGAGCUAAUGACCCUGCCUUCCGAGACGAGAUGGUCAUCACCGGUAUCGUGGUCGGCUACACUAUGGUCUGGAGAGCGAACAACAUCUUCCAGCUAUUUGGAGCUUUGUUUGGCAAGCCUGGUCAUGAUAAGGAGUACCCUGAAUAG
Penicillium chermesinum is the source of this 705-nucleotide messenger RNA. RefSeq lists its product as uncharacterized. NCBI's taxonomy places the organism in Eukaryota, Fungi, Ascomycota, Eurotiomycetes, Eurotiales, Aspergillaceae. Bases 1 to 705 code for a protein of 234 amino acids. The record is from RefSeq and is a predicted model, not a curated record. The transcript has a single exon.